Kogia breviceps (pygmy sperm whale) is the source of this 1515-nucleotide messenger RNA. Lineage: Eukaryota; Metazoa; Chordata; Mammalia; Artiodactyla; Physeteridae. The record is from RefSeq and is a predicted model, not a curated record.
AUGGCGACCUUUGUGAGCGAGCUGGAGGCGGCCAAAAAGAACUUGAGUGAGGCUGGGGAUAACGUGAAACAAUACUGGGCUAACUUAAAGUUGUGGUUCAAGCAGAAGAUCAGCAAAGAAGAGUUUGACCUUGAAGUUCAUAGACUUCUCACACAGGAUAAUGUCCAUUCUCACAACGAUUUCCUCCUGGCUAUUCUCACGCGUUGUCAGAUUUUGGUGUCUACACCAGAGGGUGCUGGAUCUUUACCCUGGACAGGGAGUUCUGCAGCCAAACCUGGAAAACCAAAGGGAAAGAAAAAGCUUUCUUCUGUUCGUCAGAAAUUUGAUCAUAGAUUCCAGCGUCAAAAUCCUCUCUCUGGAGCCCAGCAGUUUGUGGCCAAGGAUCCCCAAGAUGAUGAUGACUUGAAACUUUGUUCCCACACAACGAUGCUUCCCACUCGGGGUCAGCUUGAAGGGAGAAUGAUAGUGACUGCUUACAACCAUGGGCUGGACAACGUCACCAAGCAGGCUCUCUCAGCUGUGGUCUAUGCGGUGGAGAAUCACCUUAAAGAUAUAUUGACAUCAGUUGUGUCAAGAAGGAAAGCUUAUCGAUUACGUGAUGGUCAUUUUAAAUAUGCCUUUGGUAGUAAUGUGACCCCACAGCCAUACCUGAAGAAUAGUGUAGUAGCUUACAACAACUUAAUAGAAAGCCCUCCAGCCUUUUAUGCUCCUUGUUCUGGCCAGAACCCAGCGUCUCACCUGCCCCCUGACGAAGCUGAGCAGCAAGCUGCGCUACUGCUGGCGUGCUCGGGGGGCACGCUACCCACAUCUUUGCCCCCAGUGAGCAUGUACGACCGUUUUGAAGCUUUGCAAGUACACAGGGAAGUCAUUCCUACACACACUGUGUAUGCUCUCAACAUUGAAAGGAUCAUUAUGAAACUCUGGCAUCCAAAUCAUGAAGAGCUGCAGCAAGACAAAGUCCACUGCUAGCGCUUGGCAGACAAGGAGGGGCUUUUGCUCUGCUGAAUUAGGAUUUGAGGGGGUGUGGGACCCUCAGCAAAUUCAUUGAUUAUUGGGAAUUGAAUGUUUUUGGGGUCUACAUUUCAAGACUGAAGUGUGUAGAGUAAAUAUAACAUUUCCUAUGGAAAUGUGAUAGUACAUUUUGUGUUGCUACUGUGAAGCCAUUAAUAAAUCUGAUUUUAAUAAUGACCCAUAUCUCUGUAUGUAUGUGUGUGUGUGUGUGUUCCCAGUUAUGGGAAUAGGCACUGAGAAAGUUUUGUGCCUGGAAUGGUGCUGUUUAGGCAUCUGAGGCCUAGUAUCCUGUGGUCUGCAUGUGAGGUAGGUGACAUUCUAAAACAAAGAACCUGUUAUAACUUAGUCCCCACCAUCAGCAGGACAUCUGUGUGUUUAGAGACGUCACGUAUUCUGUAUCUGGCAAAUCUAAAAUUUCUGCUUUCCUCCUGAAGUAAGAACUGUGCUUUUAACACAGUGUAAAAAAUUGGUUAUCAUUUUUAGUGACCAGUUUUAUAUAUAUAU